Molecule: messenger RNA, 974 nt
Organism: Anopheles aquasalis
Lineage: Eukaryota; Metazoa; Arthropoda; Insecta; Diptera; Culicidae
Gene: B9d1
Product: B9 domain-containing protein 1
Biological process (GO): cilium assembly
Cellular component (GO): MKS complex
Source: RefSeq, a predicted model, not a curated record
ACGAUAUUCUUUAUUAAAUUCCAUGUUUCAUUUCACAUUGAAACCGUCUUAGUCUAGGAUAUUAUGUCCCUUUUGCUUAAAUGCUAUAUCAUUCCUUAUUUAAAAUCGCUCAAAAACAAGUCAUGCCUAUUGAUCGUUGGAAGGAUGCACAAACCCUCUCAUUCCGCCUACCCCUGGACUCACAGGAGGUCGUUGCUUCGCUUGCUGCUACUAGUUGCCAUGGAGACGAGUUGGAGGAACGGACAGCACAACACACAACAGAGUCCUUUUGUUGCUCGCUUUUCCAUGAAGCCCGAUUGUCCUUAGGCGUGCUCUACACUCAGUAUUGUCCGCUAGCGUGAAAAGUAGUGAACGGAACUAUGCUCGAGCUACAGCUAACUUCCGGUGAAAGUGAAAGCUACUUCCAUCUAACGGUCACGGGCCAACUGGAAUCCGCGCACUUCCCGAUGGGUCCCGAUGGUGAUGGUCUCUUCUGUCGUUACGACAUCGUCGCUGGCCCGGACUGGGAGCUGAUGUCGGGAUUAUCGUCGGCCGUGACGCAGAGUGCCCGUACCGAUUCCGACUACCGCACGGUGGUGUUCAACAUGCCGAUUGAGUUUACGAUGAAAUCCACCAAUCCCUACGGUUGGCCACAGAUCAUCUUCAGUCUCUAUGGAGCUAAUAUGUGGAACGUGGAAACGAAUCGAGGCUACGCUCGUGUGUUCUGUCCACUCAGUGGAACGGACUCGGAACGUGUGCUGCGUGCACCGCUCUUCAUUCCUAAAUAUGCCAACGCAUGCUCGGCCGUGAUGAGCUGGAUAACGGGCGUCAAUCCUGAAAUGCGUGACCCGAAGAUACUAUCCGAUGGUUCCAAGCACAAAGGACUAUCAUCGGAGACGUACGGUGAACUGGUGGUGCGGUUGCAAACCAUUUCCAGAGGCAGCUCCCGUAUGGCUCUCGACUGGGGCCAGACCAUGGUGGAUGACAAAUUCUAG